This is a messenger RNA of Wallemia mellicola CBS 633.66, 648 nucleotides long. RefSeq names its product phosphoribosylglycinamide formyltransferase. The transcript is spliced from 2 exons. Bases 1 to 648 code for a protein of 215 amino acids. Gene Ontology annotation, cellular component: cytoplasm. Gene Ontology annotation, molecular function: phosphoribosylglycinamide formyltransferase activity. The record is from RefSeq and is a predicted model, not a curated record. Lineage: Eukaryota; Fungi; Basidiomycota; Wallemiomycetes; Wallemiales; Wallemiaceae. Gene Ontology annotation, biological process: 'de novo' IMP biosynthetic process.
AUGGUAAACAUCGUAGUUUUGAUAUCAGGCAGUGGCACUAACUUACAGGCUAUACUUGACAGCCUCCCACACCAUCAAUCUUCCACACCGUUACCUUUGAAAUCUUCUGAAAAACUACCAGAAAGUGUCAAUGUCAAGGCUGUAAUUUCUAGUAAAUCUAAUGUAUACGGUUUAGAGAGAGCAAAAGGAUGUACACCAGCUAUUCCAACUCAAGUCUUAGCUUUGAAGACAUACAUGAACCGUAAUCCAGGCUCAACUAGACAGGAUUGGGAGGUUGAACUCAGUCGGAUUGUUAACAGUUAUGAGCCAGAUUUGAUCGUUUUAGCAGGCUUUAUGAUGAUAUUAUCACCAACCUUCUUGAAUGCUAUACAUGGAAAACCUAUUAUCAACCUUCAUCCAGCUCUUCCAGGCGCAUUCGAUGGAGCUCAUGCUAUUGAGAGGGCUUAUGAUGCUUACAAGAAGGGUGAAAUCAAGAAUACUGGUUGUAUGGUACACUAUGUCAUCCCUGAAGUCGAUAGAGGUGAACCUAUCGUUAUUGCAGAAGUACCAAUCAAGGAAGAUGAUAGCUUAGAUAGCAUGGAGAACAGGAUACAUGAAACAGAAUGGAAAAUUAUUGUUCAAGGAGUGAAAAAAGUAUUAAAUGUCUAA